Messenger RNA from Ostrinia furnacalis (Asian corn borer), 640 nucleotides. RefSeq names its product protein BCL9 homolog. Bases 5 to 625 code for a protein of 206 amino acids. The transcript is spliced from 4 exons. The record is from RefSeq and is a predicted model, not a curated record. Lineage: Eukaryota; Metazoa; Arthropoda; Insecta; Lepidoptera; Crambidae.
GUCGAUGGACGACUCUAUUUCCAGCACGGAGACGACGUUAUCAGGCGGGCCGAACAGCACGAGUUUACCGGGCCCCUUCCCGGGCUCCUGCGGGAUGCGGCCCGACAACAUGCCCAUCAACCCCAACCAGGGUCCUAACGGGCCCAUGACUUCGACAGCCUCCUUCGACCCCAUCUCGUCUCUCGCACAGAUGUCUCAGCAGCUGACGUCAGCAGUGGGAGCGCCGCCACAGGGCGCCAUGCCCAGCGGUGGGCCCAUGGGACCCUUCCCGCACCAUAUGCAGCACCAUCACAAUAUGCAUCCGCAUCAGCAUCCGCAUAUGAUGAUGAACGAGCUAGGCUGCCACAUGGACGCGCUGGGCGGCAUGGAAGGUGUUUUAGGCGGCGAGUUCGCGCCCGACAGCCUCAGCCCGAAGUUACACGAUGCCUGCAUGCCGCGCGCCAAGAUGCCGCCCUUCAACGGCGCCAGUGUACAGGUACCUACUAAGGCCGUCCCUACAGGGCCCCGGGGCUCCCAGCCAAAUAAUGACGUACAAUCCAAAACUCAGCCCGAAGUUACACGACGCUUGCAUGCCGCGCGCCAAGAUGCCGCCCUUCAAUGGCGCCAGUGUACAGGUACCUACUAAGGCCGUCCCCACGGG